CGUAGCACAAGCGAAAGGAUUAUUUCGAUACGGUCAGUGAACGCAAUAGACGACUGCCAAAGGGCAAUAGGCUCAACGCACUGUCAUUGGCGUAAAUAUCGAAAUCUACGACAAUUCAACCUUCAAGUUUGCCACCUCUCAUUGACGAGCGCAUCGAACCGCUAAGCCGUCACUGGCCCACUAAUCUUAUCCCAUCUUAUCUCAAUCGCUGGCUACCGUAUCGACUUGAACGGUGUGCCGUAUAGCUGCUACUCAUGAUUGCCCAUUGUGCACGAUAGCCUAACGGGCUGAGCUGUUAAAACCCAAUCGACAGCCCGCUGAUUGCUUCAUAAAUCAGUAAGAUUCCGAUACCGAAAGGUGAACUGAUUGUCGGUUAACCUAGGUAGCGAUCGGCACUUUGUCUGGUGAAGUUAGUGAACCAAGAAGUGAGCAGAGAUGAGAUAUAGCGCGAUCGCCGUCUGUCUCGUGGCCCUCGGAGCCGUGUUGCUGCCCAUCAAUGGCCUACCGACCGGAUACGAAGCCACGAACACACCGGAUAACGUUUACCGGUUGGCCCAUCUCGGUUCGGACGAGCUUGCCGAAGAGCUGAGCGGCCAGUUCGAGGGGGAUAUGGUGUUGGAUGAUGAGCAGUUUGACUUUAUACGCGGCAAGCGCAACGGUUUGAUCGACCAAGGCCGCCGUUGGCCAAACCGUAUCGUGAGCUACUACAUCAACGAGGAGGACUUUACUCCGGAACAGGUGCAGCAUAUCGAGCUCGGAGUAAGGCUGCUCGAGAGCCAAUCGUGUCUUCAGUUCCGCCGCGUUACACCCGAUGCGACCGCCUACAUCAAUGUGCGUGGUACCGGUUCUGGGUGCUCCUCCUCGGUCGGCUAUACCGGUCGGGCGCAGAACCUUAACCUGCAACCGUACCCCGUGGGACAGGGUUGCUUCCGCAUCGGGACGGUUGUGCACGAGUUUCUGCACGCGCUUGGCUUCUACCACCAACAGAGUGCUAGCGAUCGUGACGAUUUUGUCGAAAUCGUCUACGAAAACAUCGAGGCGGGCACGGAGAACAAUUUCAAUAUUUACCCCAGCACGACGGUCACCGACUUCAACGUACGUUAUGACUACGGCAGCGUAAUGCACUACAGCGCGACGGCAUUUAGCAAGAAUGGCCUGCGCACGAUCAUACCGAAGGAUCCGAAUGCCUCGAUUGGACAGCGGAUCAGUAUGAGCGAGCGGGACAUCUCCAAGCUCAAUCACAUGUACGGUUGCCUGAAGAAAGUAUAAAUAAUAUGGUUGCGUAUUAUGUGAUCUACUAUAUGCGGAUUUCUGGAACUGAUCGACAAGAGAAAUACAUUAUAUAGCUCGAGCAUAUGGCAUGAAACAUUUAAUGGAAUGCCUAAGCGAACGUGGUAAACAGUUCUUUGGGCAGGCGUCUGUACAAUCAUCCCACAGCACUCUACGAUCCACCUCACAGUAUGACGUGGCAGAUGGAGACGCAUGGUUCUCAGUAACAACCACAAACUAACAAAUGGCGCGCUGAGAGCUGCGUAAUGUCGUCUUUUUAUCGUCAUAAAUAUUACACAGCUGUUCAAUAGUAGAUUGGAAAAGUAGUAGGAUCAGGUUUGCGAAACAAGGCCCCCAUUCAUUAUUCGUAAAGGUGCUGGUUCCAACGUUUUUUUGUCAAUAGAACGACCAUUGCCUACUACCACACUUUGCGGCUAAAACUAACUACGGUGCUUUGCAGCUAACACGCGGCACUUUGGUCCAGACUUUACACAAGUGCGACGACUCCAUUCCCCAGAAAAACCUGUUGCUAAGCAACUACACAAAUUGGCGGACUUAGUUGAGAUGACAUUCAGCAUAGUCUCUACUAUGGAAAUAAUUAACGGCCUACAAUACGGCACUUUAUGUUUGCCCGUCCAUAGAGUCCGCCAGAUUCAUGGAAAGCCCCUCUUACAACAUCUCUUAGCU
Anopheles darlingi is the source of this 1956-nucleotide messenger RNA. Its product is annotated as seminal metalloprotease 1-like. Bases 436 to 1269 code for a protein of 277 amino acids. Gene Ontology annotation, molecular function: zinc ion binding; metalloendopeptidase activity. The record is from RefSeq and is a predicted model, not a curated record. NCBI's taxonomy places the organism in Eukaryota, Metazoa, Arthropoda, Insecta, Diptera, Culicidae. Gene Ontology annotation, biological process: proteolysis. The transcript is spliced from 4 exons.